This is a messenger RNA of Ictalurus punctatus (channel catfish), 907 nucleotides long. Its product is annotated as glutathione S-transferase P. The transcript is spliced from 8 exons. NCBI's taxonomy places the organism in Eukaryota, Metazoa, Chordata, Actinopteri, Siluriformes, Ictaluridae. The coding region runs from base 66 to 692 and encodes 208 amino acids. Gene Ontology annotation, biological process: glutathione metabolic process. Gene Ontology annotation, cellular component: cytosol. The record is from RefSeq and is a predicted model, not a curated record. Gene Ontology annotation, molecular function: glutathione transferase activity.
AUCUUUCCCCUUCUAUACAUACACGGGCGCAGUCACUGCAAUAAACCAGCACUUAAUCAACAAACAUGCCACCCUACACCAUAACAUACUUUGCUGUGAGAGGACGAUGUGGUGCUCUGCGGAUCAUGCUGUCUGACCAGGGUCAGGAGUGGAAGGAAGUUGUGGUGAGCUUUGAUGAGUGGACGAAGGGAGACCUGAAGAAAACCUGUGUUUUCGGACAGUUGCCUAAGUUCCAGGAUGGUGACUUUGUUUUGUUUCAGUCAAAUACCUUUUUGAGGCAUUUGGGACGCAAACAUGGUGCAUACGGGAAGAAUGACAACGAAGCCGCCCUGAUCGAUAUGUUUAACGAUGGAGUUGAAGAUCUUCGUAAUAAAUACGUGAAAAUGAUCUACCAGGACUAUGACACUGGCAAAGAUGCAUACAUCAAGGACCUGCCGAACCACCUCUGUAAGUUUGAGGCCGUUCUGGCGAAGAGCAAAAGUGGUUUCCUCGUCGGUGACUCGAUCUCCUUUGCAGACUACAGUCUCUUUGAAGUGUUGCUGAACCACCAGGUGCUGAGCCCAAACUGUCUGGACUCCUUCCCCGCCCUGAAAGGCUUUGUGCAGAAGCUGUCCAGCCGUCCCAAAAUCAAGGCUUUCCUCGACUCUGAUGCCUACAAGAGCCUGCCUAUCAAUGGCAAUGGCAAGCAGUAAUACAGCUGUGCAUUAAUGCUGAAUCUAGAUAGAUCCACUCUCAAACUUUUGUUGUAAAACUAACUGUUUAGCACAGCAUUCCAAUUAUUUUUAUUUUUAUUUUUUUUUGUAUGUGGAUAAAAUUUUUUUCUAAGAUCCAAUGUUUGGUACUCUUGUUCCCUGACAUGCAUCAUUUAUUGAAAAUAAUAAAAAAAAAAAGAUUAACCAAUACAUAA